GGCCACCACAGGAAUAUGAAGCCUAGAUGGUGACUAAUCACUGAUUAUCCAAUUCCGGAGCCGCACCACAAGUAUCCAGGCCAUUCUUUCUUUUAACGUCUAUCUUGUCUCAACACAUCCCCACUCAGUUCAUAAGUGUAUCUAUCUCUUCACAUCGCAUGAACGUGCAGAACCUGAACUCUUUCGAUCCUUUUGCUGACGAGGGUGAUCCUCUCGGAGGCAACCAAGACGUUGGAUCCCAGCAGAAUUACCUUCAUAUUCGUAUCCAGCAGAGGAAUGGAAGGAAGACUUUGACCACGUUGCAGGGAUUACCCAAAGAAUAUGAUCCCAAAAAACUCUUGAAGGCUUUCAAGAAGGAGUUUGCUUGCAACGGCACUCUCGUUGACGACGAGGAGAUGGGUCAAGUCAUCCAGUUGCAGGGUGAUCAGAGGCUUAAGAUUGUCAAGUUCCUCACGGAGGAGGGCAUUCCAAAGAACACCAUCAAGCUGCACGGGUUCUAGUCCAUGUCGUCUGAGGGUGUACUUAAACCCUCGAUGUUAACGCCGAUAUUUCUGUCAGCAUAGUUUUUCAUUCUCACAUGUUCUGUAUACGUGUUAUGUAUGCCGUUUGUAACAUUAGUGAUUGUUGAUCGAUUAGAUGUUUUCUCAUGUACUAAGCUUUUAAAAGUCUGGACUUCGCAUAUAUUUCCAAAAGCACCAGGAAAGAUGAAGCAAUAUCUGAGAACAUACUGCAUCGAAGUAAAGCUGUCUCUCACAAGGGAGGAAAUGCAAAUUAUCUUGAGGCGGGCUGGAGCUGAGCUACUCACUUGACUUUAUCUAGUGGCCGGUUGAAGCCUCCACGGCUA
Messenger RNA from Suillus fuscotomentosus, 844 nucleotides. RefSeq names its product translation initiation factor SUI1. Gene Ontology annotation, cellular component: eukaryotic 43S preinitiation complex. Gene Ontology annotation, biological process: translational initiation. Gene Ontology annotation, molecular function: ribosomal small subunit binding; RNA binding; translation initiation factor activity. The record is from RefSeq and is a predicted model, not a curated record. Lineage: Eukaryota; Fungi; Basidiomycota; Agaricomycetes; Boletales; Suillaceae. The transcript is spliced from 4 exons. The coding region runs from base 159 to 500 and encodes 113 amino acids.